CUCACCAGCUUGGCAUGGUGGAUGUAGCAGAGAAGGAGAUUAUGGACAACCUCACGUUUAAAAGCGAUACUGUACUCUCUGAUGUUCACUUACACUGCCCAAACAGAAGACAUCUCAUGGUGCGACUGAAUGCAGCUGGACAACCGGUAUUCUUGUCACAUUUCAAGCUCCUUUGGAACACUUAUAAUUGGGUAUCUGAGAAAAAUGCAAAAGAAGCUACAACAGAAAAAGAACAGCAGUACAAAAGCAGAGGAGAAUUGUGUGACAAAGACAGGAAUAAUCCAGAAAAUGAAAGAGAAGUAAAUAUUAAAGGAUUAGAAGCUCUGCUAGAUGAUGAUGGAGACUUGGAAGUUGUCCGAAGACGUCAGGAUGCCUCUGAUUUAGAAGAGAAGGAUCUUUUGAGGGAUAGGGUGUGUCCUGUAAUUCUAAUAAGAGAGGAAGAUGGUGCUUUUGAAGAUGAGGAACAAGAACACACUUGCAGUGAUGUCAUUAAAAUAGAACAUACUAUGGCAACCCCUUUAAAAGAUGUUGGUAAGCAAGUCUGGCGUGGAGCCUUUCUUCUUGCUGAUUAUAUCCUCUCAAAAUGGGACAUGUUCAGGCGUUGUACGGUACUGGAGCUUGGAGCUGGCACUGGAAUUACAAGCAUCAUUAUGGGAACAGUUGCCCAGAGAGUUUACUGCACAGAUGUUGGUGAAGAUCUUCUAGCCAUGUGUGAACGUAAUGUUGCGUUAAACAAACACCUGAUUGAGCAGGGAAGAAGUGAAAUUAAGGUUAAAGAACUGGAUUGGAUGCAAGCUGACUUCUGCGCUGAUCCUGAAGGUCCUUAUAGGUGGUCUGAAGCAGAGAUUGCUGAUUUGCAUGACCACUGUACUGUGAUGAUGGCAGCUGAUGUGUUCUAUGAUGAUGACCUGACAGAUGCCUUGUUCAGAACACUCUAUAGAAUCACACAUAACUUGAAAAAUUCUUGUGCAGUUUACUUAUCAAUAGAAAAGAGGCUGAACUUCACUUUAAGACAUAUGGAUGUUACAUGCGAAGCCUACAAUCAUUUUAGAAAUACUCUAAAUGAUCUGGAGAACCUCCAAGAUGGAAAAAUUAAAUAUACUGUGGAGCCUAUUAAACUUGAUUUCUGCCAAUUUCUCAUUUAUGAACGAACUGAGCAGUUGGAACUGUGGAAGGUCAUUGCUGAACAGCUGACAUGACUGGGACAAGAGAAGAAUUGAAGAUACUUGGACAAAAGAUAAAGGCUUUUUGGAUGCUGUAUUAAAA
Messenger RNA from Tinamus guttatus (white-throated tinamou), 1266 nucleotides. It is a transcript of the gene METTL22, whose product is annotated as methyltransferase 22, Kin17 lysine. Lineage: Eukaryota; Metazoa; Chordata; Aves; Tinamiformes; Tinamidae. The record is from RefSeq and is a predicted model, not a curated record. Gene Ontology annotation, cellular component: nucleus. Gene Ontology annotation, molecular function: protein methyltransferase activity. Gene Ontology annotation, biological process: protein methylation.